UGAGGGGGGGACGUGAGGGGACAGCCAGUCCUCAGUGAGGGGGCCGUGCCUCCUUCCCCAGCCAUUCCUGUUGUAGUCACGGUGACUGUUCGGAACAACGUGCCGGCGAUAACCCGGUGGUGUGAUUGCUGACCAGAUUCAUCAGGAAAAUCUGGGGACCCAGGUUCAAGUCCCACCCUGACAGAAGGUGGGAUUAAUUCCCAGAAAGUCUGGGAUGAAGGGGUGAAUUGCCAUGAAACCCUCAUUGAUUGUCGUUAAAAACCAUCAGAAGGAAAAGGCCUCCGUCUGACUCCAGACCCACAGCGAUGUGGUUACACCAUUCCAGGUACAGGCCAUUCAGCCCUCCAUGUGGUGCUGACCUGUGGAACCAAUCUGCAGUCCAUUAAACCGAGACUAUCCCAUUCUUGUCCAUGUGUCUAUCCAAUCACCAUUUCAAUGGCGUUAAAGUUGGGGAGUUUACUCCAGUUACAGUCAGUCAGUGUGUGUGUUCCACAGUUUACUCCUGUUACAGACUGGCAGUGUGUGUGUCACAGUUUACUCCUGUUACAGGCUGUCAGUCAGUGUGUGUGUCACAGUUUACUCCUGUUACAGGCUGUCAGUGUGUGUGUGUCACAGUUUACUCCUGUUACAGGCAGUCAGUGUGUGUGUGUCACAGUUUACUCCUGUUACAGACUGGCAGUGUGUGUGUGUCACAGUUUACUCCUGUUACAGACUGGCAGUGUGUGUGUCACAGUUUACUCCUGUUACAGGCUGUCAGUGUGUGUGUGUCACAGUUUACUCCUGUUACAGACUGGCAGUGUGUGUGCCACAGGUUACUCCUGUUACAGGCUGUCAGUCAGUGUGUGUGCCACAGGUUACUCCUGUUACAGGCAGUCAGUCAGUGUGUGUGUGCCACAGGUUACUCCUGUUACAGGCAGUCAGUCAGUGUGUGUGUGUCACAGUUUACUCCUGUUACAGGCUGUCAGUCAGUGUGUGUGUCACAGUUUACUCCCGUUACAGGCUGGCAGUGUGUGUGUGUCACAGUUUACUCCUGUUACAGACUGGCAGUGUGUGUGUCACAGUUUACUCCUGUUACAGGCUGUCAGUGUGUGUGUGUCACAGUUUACUCCUGUUACAGACUGGCAGUGUGUGUGCCACAGGUUACUCCUGUUACAGGCUGUCAGUCAGUGUGUGUGUCACAGUUUACUCCUGUUACAGGCUGUCAGUCAGUGUGUGUGUCACAGGUUACUCCUGUUACAGGCUGUCAGUCAGUGUGUGUGUCACAGUUUACUCCCGUUACAGGCUGUCAGUCAGUGUGUGUGUCACAGUUUACUCCCGUUACAGGCUGUCAGUCAGUGUGUGUGUCACAGUUUACUCCUGUUACAGGCUGUCAGUCAGUGUGUGUGUCACAGGUUACUCCUGUUACAGGCUGUCAGUCAGUGUGUGUGUCACAGUUUACUCCCGUUACAGGCUGUCAGUCAGUGUGUGUGUCACAGUUUACUCCUGUUACAGGCUGUCAGUCAGUGUGUGUGUGUCACAGUUUAAUCCUGUUACAGGCUGUCAGUCAGUGUGUGUGUCACAGUUUACUCCUGUUACAGACUGGCAGUGUGUGUGUGUCACAGUUUACUCCUGUUACAGACUGGCAGUGUGUGUGUCACAGUUUACUCCUGUUACAGGCUGUCAGUCAGUGUGUGUGUCACAGUUUACUCCUGUUACAGGCAGUCAAUGUGUGUGUCACAGUUUACUCCUGUUACAGGCAGUCAGUGUGUGUGUGUCACAGUUUACUCCUGUUACAGGCAGUCAGUGUGUGUGUGUCACAGUUUACUCCUGUUACAGGCGGUGUAUGUGCCACAUCCCUCCUUCCUGAACAAUCUGCGAUGGCCAAUAACCGUUGCCGAUCCAGUGACAUCCUCCUCCUGUCAGUGAAUAAAACAAAUGCAAAAGAAAA
This is a messenger RNA of Hemiscyllium ocellatum (epaulette shark), 1927 nucleotides long. RefSeq lists its product as uncharacterized. Bases 436 to 1524 code for a protein of 362 amino acids. The transcript is spliced from 2 exons. NCBI's taxonomy places the organism in Eukaryota, Metazoa, Chordata, Chondrichthyes, Orectolobiformes, Hemiscylliidae. The record is from RefSeq and is a predicted model, not a curated record.